AUGGGAACAGGGCAGUUACAAGCAAUCGAAGCUGUCAGUGUGUCAGGCAUGGCAGAUCCAUUCCUGGUCACUUUGCAUGUCAUCACCAACCCGGGAGAUGCAGCGGCUCUGCAGACCGCAGUCGACAACCUCGUAACAUGGAUUAAUCCCGAGCUGCGGCUCUUCAUCGCCUCCGAGCGCGGCUCCUCGCAGCCCCGAGGGGUGAGGAGAGGCAGCGGCGGCAGUGGUGCACACCCGGCUCUAGCUGUCAUCAUCUUUGUCCACGAGGAGUGUGGGCAGCAGAUCUCCCAGCUCCAUGAGCGUUUCCUCCACCCACCAUGGGAGUACCACCACACCGAGAUGGUCAAGGGCCGAAUCCUUCCCUACAUGCCCCGGAACCAGGACUUCUUCACUCUGGCCAAUCACAAUGCCCUCUGGGCUGUCAGGCAGGUGCACUAUGGGAAGGAGAUUGUCCGCUUCACCAUUUACUGCAGCUUCGAGAACUUUGUGGACAUGGUGAGGAUGUACCAGCUGAUUCUGAGGAGAGAGUCGUCCCAGCGAAAGCCAGACUUUGUGUUCUUCACCGUCUACUCCAACGCAGAGGUCGACGUUCAGCUCUCACUGAAGAGGCUCCCAAAGGGUCAGGGCCCUUCCCCCACCGAGUUGGCCCUGUUGGAGUUCAGAGUUCAUGACAUCGGACACCUCAUCCCUCUACUGCCGAACCCCUGCAGCCCAAUCAGUGACCUGAGGUGGCAGACGGAGGACUAUGAUGGAAACAAGCUCCUGUUGCAGGUACACAGUGUGUCCAGGAGCUCCUGGAAGAGGAGUGCUGUUGCCCAGUCCACUGCAGCAAGGAGCAGUUCUUGCCGUCCUCCACGCAGUGCGCUCCCCCAGUGUCUGGGAUGUUCUCCUGACAGACACCCCCGGCGGCGCUGGCAGGCUAACCACAAACCACAGCACACCAGCGGCUUCAGCCAUCUCCGAGGGACGUCUCAAGAGGACAUCUGGAUAGCUUGUCGAGGGGAUUCAGGCAACCUCACCUCGAGGGUUUCCCGGGUUGCUCAGCGCAGCAAGUCCUUAUUCUGUCUGCCGACCUUCAGCAGCUCGUCAUGCUCUUCAUCAUCUUCGUCGCCACUGGGGGAGCUAGCCCUUUCAUUAGCUGACCGUGGGCAACAGGUUGGAGACCCAGCGCUGGACCUCACCUCAGGGAUGGUAGCCGAUGGCCUGGAAGGUGCGGCAGAGACCAAUGUCGACACCGGUUUGACCACGUCAUGCUCUGACCUCUCUGCCCUGUCCACAUACUCGACGCUGAAUGGCUUCGGCAAAGGGUUAGGCGCUGCUCUUCCUCGACUGGGCGAUCGCAGCACCCGGGCAAAGGUGAGUCUCUCCAGGCCUUCAUUGUCCACGGACACCUCGCCUCCUUCCUCCUCCGGCCUUUCCUCCAGGUCUUCUCCUGUGUUCCAGGAAUUCUCUUCCUGCCCUUUGACCUCACGCACAGCACCUCCGCGUGCCUUCGCUGCAACAUCAUGGAUCUGGCCCAGAACAGACCGGUCCUCCUCGGCAGAGAACGCAACUAGAAAUGAGAGCUGCCGUGAAGGCAGACAACCCACUGCUAGCCUGGAAGGAGAGCAGGAAUUUUACAUUUGA
Molecule: messenger RNA, 1626 nt
Organism: Hemiscyllium ocellatum (epaulette shark)
Lineage: Eukaryota; Metazoa; Chordata; Chondrichthyes; Orectolobiformes; Hemiscylliidae
Product: protein FAM124A
Exons: 3
Coding region: 1-1626 (541 amino acids)
Source: RefSeq, a predicted model, not a curated record